Penicillium lagena is the source of this 1656-nucleotide messenger RNA. RefSeq lists its product as uncharacterized. Gene Ontology annotation, biological process: amino acid transmembrane transport. Bases 1 to 1656 code for a protein of 551 amino acids. The record is from RefSeq and is a predicted model, not a curated record. The transcript has 5 exons. Gene Ontology annotation, molecular function: amino acid transmembrane transporter activity. Gene Ontology annotation, cellular component: membrane. NCBI's taxonomy places the organism in Eukaryota, Fungi, Ascomycota, Eurotiomycetes, Eurotiales, Aspergillaceae.
AUGGAGACAUCACCGAAGGGUCUGGAGGAAGGCAUAUCAGCCACCCCUCUGGAGUACAAUGACGAGAAAUCGAUGGGCCAGGUGGAUCCCAUGCCGAACUCGCAAACCCACCGUGGACUGAGCUCCCGGCACAUCCAAUUUCUGGCAUUAGGUGGUUGUAUUGGUACCGGCCUGUUCGUGGGAAGUGGUGCGUCGCUAUCGACCGUUGGUCCUGCCCCCCUGCUCAUGGGAUACAUCGUCAUGUCGACUGUUGUAUAUUUUGUCAUGAAUAUGCUAGGCGAAAUGACAACCUACCUACCCGUCCAGGGAGUCUCCGUCCCGUAUCUCAUUAACCGCUUUACAGAGCCAAGUUUGGGGUUCGCCAUUGGGUACAACUAUUGGUACUCCUUCUCAAUGUUGCUAGCAUCCGAAGUCACAGCCGCCGGAUUGGUCAUCCAGUAUUGGCCAACCUCCGUAAGUGUGGGCGUGUGGAUUGCAAUUAUCCUCGUGGUGAUUCUCGUUCUCAACAUCGUUGCCGUCUCAUGGUACGGCGAGGCGGAGUUCUGGUUUGCGUCUCUCAAGAUCAUCGCCAUCAUUGGUCUCAUCAUCCUGGGCGUGGUGCUUUUCUUCGGCGGCGGCCCGAACCAUGACCGGCUUGGAUUCCGAUACUGGGAGCACCCGGGCGCUUUCAAGAAGGGAUAUCUCGUGUCCAAUGUGAACACCAGCCGCUUUCUAGCCUUUUGGACUGCAUUGAUCAAGUCCGGAUUCUCGUUCAUUUUCUCGCCAGAACUCAUCACCACCGCCGCUGGGGAGGCUGUCGCCCCGCGUCGCAACAUUCCCAAGGCGACCAAUCGCUUCAUCUACCGUCUGUUUGCCUUUUACGUGCUCGGAAGCUUGGUCAUCGGUGUGACUGUCGCUUACAACGACAAAAGCCUCCUUUCCGGUGUGGCCAGCGGUGGCUCUGGUGCUGGUGCUAGUCCGUUUGUCAUUGGCAUUCAGAACGCUGGUAUCCAUGGUCUGAACCAUGUGAUUAACGCUGUUAUUUUGACAUCUGCUUGGUCCUCGGGGAAUUCCUGGGUGUACGCUGGAUCUCGUACGUUGUAUUCGCUUGCAUGCGAGGGCCAGGCCCCGAAGGUGUUUACCCGCUGCAACAAGAAUGGCGUGCCCUACGUGGCUGUUCUGAUCACCUGGGCGAUUGGCCUGCUCGCCUUUUUGAACCUGUCAAGUUCGGGAGCCGAUGUUUUCUACUGGUUCACCAACAUCACCACCGUGGGCGGGUUUAUCUCCUGGGUCUUGGUGGGAGUUGCUUAUCUGCGUUUCCGAAGUGCCCUGCAGUUCCACGGGCUUCUUGAGUCCCGGCCAUUUAAAACUCCCUUCCAGCCAUGGGGGACGUACUAUGCCAUUUUGAUGGUGGGGCUGCUGGCCAUCACCAAUGGCUACGCGGUGUUCUUCCCGGGCUCCUUCACGGCGUCGAGUUUUCUCGUGUCGUAUAUUGUUUUCGUCAUCUUUUUCGUGCUCUAUCUGGGCCAUAAGUUUUGGUACAAGACGCCGUGGAUGGUCAAGGCGUCCGAAGUUGAUAUCUUCUCUGGUAAAGAGGAGAUUGACCGAUUGAGUGAAGAGGAUUUUGAGAGACAGCCGCGGAACUGGCUGCAGCGGGUGUGGUGGUGGAUUGCAUAG